AUGAAGAGAAAGUCCACUGAAAAUGACGAAAUUGUCCCUACUCCGGUCAACCACGGCGUGCGGUGGCAGCGAGGGCGGCUGAUCGGAAAAGGAAGCUUCGGGUCGGUUUUCAUGGCGUCUUUACGGCGACCCAUCUCUAAAUUCAGCAUUUUUCCUCCGGUGAUGGCCGUCAAGUCCGCAGAAGUCUCCGAUUCCGAAACCCUACAGAAGGAGAAGCAAAACUACGACAACUUGAAACAAUGUGAUUCGUUGAUCAAAUGCUUUGGAGAAGAGAUCACCACCGACGAGAAUGGCCAGAUGAUUUAUAAUCUGCUUCUCGAGUUCGCCACUGCCGGAACCCUAGCCGAUCAAAUCAAGAACACAGGUGGAAAGGGUUUGGAGGAGAAGGAAGUUUGGAGCUACACAAGAUCAAUAAUCAAAGGGCUAAUUCACAUUCACAAGAACCAAUACGUGCACUGCGAUUUGAAGCCGGAGAAUAUUUUGCUGGUGCCGAGGAAUUCGGCCAACGGUCGGCGCUGCGUGGCGAAGAUCGGCGAUUUGGGGCUGGCGAAGAGGACCAGCAAGACAAAGAAAGACCGUUACUUGAGAGGAACGGUGCCGUACAUGGCGCCGGAGACAUUGCUCUACAGCGUGCAAGAAUCGCCGAGUGAUAUUUGGGCGCUCGGCUGCGUCGUUCUGGAGAUGCUCACCGGAAACCGCCCCUGGAGCGGCGGCGGCGGCGGCGACGACACGGAGGAGAUUACGAGACGUUUUGGUGAGAAGUACGAGAUUCCGAUUAUUCCGGAGGGAGCGGUGCUGUCGGCGGAGGCGAGGGCGUUUUUGAAGGUGUGUUUUGUGAGGAAGCCGGAGUAUAGGUUCACGGCGGAGAUGCUGAUGUUGCUGCCGUUUUUGGCGGAGGACGAGGAGGAGGAAGAAGAAUCUGUGGUGGGUGCUCCAAGAUUUGUGGAGAAGGCUAGGAGGUCGAAGAGGCAAAGGAUUCCAAUUCAAGCUGUGUGA
Momordica charantia (bitter melon) is the source of this 996-nucleotide messenger RNA. RefSeq names its product mitogen-activated protein kinase kinase kinase 20-like. Gene Ontology annotation, molecular function: ATP binding; protein kinase activity. Gene Ontology annotation, biological process: protein phosphorylation; signal transduction. NCBI's taxonomy places the organism in Eukaryota, Viridiplantae, Streptophyta, Magnoliopsida, Cucurbitales, Cucurbitaceae. The record is from RefSeq and is a predicted model, not a curated record.